AUGAGUUCGGAUGACGAGGUUUACUUUGACGCUCCGGAGGAACUUGAUGAUGUGGACACUUCAAUUACUAAUAGUUCUCUUUUGCCGGAGCACGCAUGUAGGCGCAAUCGCAUCGAGUCUCUAAAGAAAAGUGCAAGGAAUUUUGCCAGAUCUUCGGACAUUUCAAAAUAUUCACACUUUGGCUCGAUUGAGCCAGCAUCUGCUGUGGUGAGCAUGGAUAUUGUAAUGGACCAAUUCUGGAAUCUGAUCCAUUCCCUCCUCUUCCACCCACUAUUGCUUCUUCUCGUCUUCACAGCCGUACAUUUCCCGAAAAGAACUCAUUUUUUCCAAGAAAUGGUAAUUUUCAUUUGCUAUCUAGACUUGCGAACACUCUCCUUCCUCCUAGGCCUUCAGCGUUCCCUCUAUCCCUUUGAUGGCAACUUUGAAGAAAACACUAAAAUCCGGUCGCAAACUGCCCACCCCAUAUGCUUUUCCUCCGUUCUGGCGCCUUUCACUUUUGAGCGCUCUGCGCCCAUUUCUUCCGCACCUGAGGUGAGUCUUUGCCGACAUCGUCCAAACAAGGAGGAUUAUGUGAAAUCGUGGUCACUGGAUGCUACGCGCUGUCGUCCCCAGCUGCUGGUAAAUGACCAUAGGCAUAGUCUGCUCGUAUCGCCACUGCCUUCUCUACCCAUGGAGCCAUUGCUGGAUCGUUCCGAGGGUUCUGAAAUCGAUGUUCCCCCACAGCACCAGUCACAAAUGGACGCUUGCGUUCAGGCGAACAUCGGGGCGGUGGCUCAUCAAGGGGUGGUAGCUACCACUAAUGAAACUCAGAUGCCGCCUAACGAGACUCCUGCCGUACUGCGAGCCAAGGUUGCCACAGCCACCCUGCCCGGCAGUAGCGUCAACCCAAUGUCACUUGACUACCGUACUCGAACUCUCAGUGCUUCGAGCCUACACAACAGUGGUGAGUUCGAAAAGCUAGACAGUGAACACAGCGGUUCCCAUCGAAAUCCCAACUUAUUGUCUGGUUUCCGUCGUCUUCACACGGCUUUUCGCGGAGCUGUUAAUGCGGUGCGUUCAGCCACGAAGGCUAAAAGUAGGUCAACUUCGGACUAUGCUAGUAGUGGACAAAUUAUUGAGCUUUUUUCACCUCCAGUUUUCAAUCAAGACGAGGCCUCUUCUGAAGAAGACGACGAAGUCAUUGGAAACCAGGGAAUAAGGUUGCGUUGUUCACGGAAAAUAAAGGGUCACAAGGAAUUCCUCCAAAUCAAACUUGUGCAGAAGAUGGACAAUGAACACAUUGGCGCCAUUUGGGCCAUGCGUUCCUCACCCUGUGGUCGGCUUUUGGCCACUGCUGGCUACGAUCGAAACAUUCGGAUUUGGGUGCUACGCCAGUGGUACAAUCACUUCAGGAAUAUGCUUCAAGCACGGGCCAGUCAGAUGCAGCAAGGCGACGAGGCCUCCCCAAGCAUUAAUUCUACUGAGAUAGAUGACAUUGAUAUCGAUUCUGUCAGUAUGACCUCAGUCUCCUUCUCUACUAGUCGAAUGGAUGACGGCGGCAGUUCGUGCAGCAGUUCAGGCCUUCUUGAUUCGGUCUCCAUAUCAACACGUAGCCGUGGCGAAGUCGCAUCCUCUGAUCUUCUCCUGCUGAGCUCAGAGUCGCGACUCUCCUCUUCGUCAACUUACUAUCAUCCCCAACCCUUACUAGUGUAUCGAGGUCAUGAGGGUGUAAUUACUGAAUUGGCGUGGUCAAAGAAUCUCUUCCUUUUGAGUACGGGUAUGGAUCGGCAGGUGCGCCUCUGGCAUGUCUCACGCCAGGAAUGUCUCUGUGCCUUCAGUCACAAUGAUACUGUGCCUGCUAUCGUCUUUCACCCCAAGGACGAUCGCUAUUUUCUCUCGGGCAGUCUGGACGGAAAGCUUCGACUCUGGAAUAUCCCGGACAAGAAGGUGCGAUUCUGGGUAGACGUACCACUGCCCUCUUGCUUGCCCUCUCCAUCCUCCCCUGCGGCCUCCGUGGGAGGCGGUGGAACAGAGCUCAAGACUAUCAUUACCUGCGCCACCUUCGCCUGUGACAGCACUAAGGUUGUUGUUGGCAGCUACGACGGUCGUGUAAUGUUCUUCAACACCGAGUUGACCUACAUUACUUUUAUAACGGUCAAGUCGGUCUCUGGGCGUUGUCAGCAGUGCCGUGUGACUGCGAUUGAGGUUGAUCCCACAGAUUCCAAUAAGAUUCUUGUGACCUCAAAUGACUCUCGCGUGCGGUUGAUCGAUGCAAGGGAUUAUCACACGUUGUGCAAAUAUCGCGGCUUUCUCAACGAAACUAGUCAAAUUCGGGCAUCUUUUAGCGCAACUGGUCGCUACCUAAUUUCGGGCUCAGAAAAUUGCUUCUUUUACAUCUGGCGCAAACAAAUGGACUUCCUCAACGUCUCACGUUUUUCCUCAACUCGGAAGGACCGCAACAACUGUUGGGAGGCAAUCAAGGCGCACGACUCGGUGGUGACCGUGGCGAUUUUCUUACCCAACCCCGACCUCCUUCUUGAUAGGCGCCAGCGUCGAAACUCGGGAAGGCGACGUACGGGUACGGACCAUGCGAUGCGAAUGAAAAUGUCCAGCAAAGUGGCUACCUACUGGGGCGAGGUCAUUGUCUCUGCCGAUUGCAAUGGGUGUAUUCGAGUAUUUAAGAACCGUGCCCCUCUCAUUGCUGCCGCUUCGUCCACUCACACUGGUUCCUGA
Hydatigera taeniaeformis is the source of this 2712-nucleotide messenger RNA. The record is from the annotation of a GenBank genome assembly. Lineage: Eukaryota; Metazoa; Platyhelminthes; Cestoda; Cyclophyllidea; Taeniidae.